AUGGACCCAGCCCGGGCAGCUCAACAAACUCGGUUUUUGGAAAUCUGGGAUGAAGCGCUGAAGAAUUACAAAACAGCAUUCAGCGGGGGGGAUUUAAGCACCAUACAACUUCCAGACCCAGCAAACCUAGAAGCGUUCAGACAAGAUAUCGAAAGUAGCCAGUCGCGAUUUGAGAAUUAUCGUGAAAUCAGAGCUUCGCUAUGGAAAUCACUAGCCAAUUUUCUAGUGCCGAUAGAAAUGCUUGGAGGGGUUGCUUCGCAGGGAGCUGUUGCUGCAUUCCAAGCUUCGCCGGCAAUAAUGGCUGCAGUGAGCAUUUUGAUUAAGGGAGCGAGGGGAGUUAGUCAAUCUUAUGACUAUAUACAAGAACUUUUUAAUGAUAUUGGACCAAUUCUGUCGAGACUUCAAAUACAUGCUCGGAAGGAUCUCCCGGUUGAGUUGAAGCAAUUGUAUAUCGAUAUUUUAGCCUGUGUGCUUGAGAUUAUUGGAGUUUCGACGAAGUAUGUUACAGAGGGGAGGACUAAACGGUUUCUCAAACGGAUCCUAAAACCGGAGGACAGUCGUGCUUCCGAAUUAAAGAUUAAGCUCCAGACACUUGUCGGGCAAGAAUCCACACUAGUGGGGGCGUUGAAUCUGGAGGCCAACGGAAGCAUCCUCGAGACAACGAAAUUGACAGGGAAAAUCAUCAGUAAACUUGAUUCAAAAAUCGAAGAUCUCGCGAAUUCUGUCAACCAGAUUCCAAAACAGCCGAAAGGAAACCGAUCAAAGAAUUCGGGCAAAGUUAGUAGCAAUGAGAUGCUGAAGAAGCUGAGAGAAAGGUUGCUUCCGCAGCUUAACCUGGAGGACGACCUCCUCAAUCUCAAAUAUCUGGCGGGUACAGGGGACUGGGUGCUCACUGAGCCGUUGAUCCAACAAUGGAUAGAAGGAAAUAUUCCCUUCCUGAGGCUCUCUGGAGGACCUGGGGCGGGAAAAUCCCACCUUUCGUCUUUUCUAGUCCACCACCUACACAAUAUGCAAAAAAAGACGCCGGAUGAUAUUUCUGUUAGCUAUUUUUUCUUCAGGGAUAACGACCCUCAAAGAAAUUGCUUCGCUAUUGCUCUCCGAACGAUAGCUUACCAAAUAGCGUUAUCCGAUCCUAUGUACCGGCAGCUCGUCGAAAAUACUUGUCAAGGCAUCGAAGACAUUGGAACAUUGGCUAGUGUGUGGAGGCAUUUGUUUCGAGUGUUUUUCGCGACGAAAUUUCAAUCUCGGAUAUUUAUCGUAUUGGAUGGGGUUGACGAAGCUCAAAGAGACCAGUUGGUGCCUUUUUUGAAACUUCUUAGGGAAUUUUGCACGGAGGGAAACCAGGGACACGGAAGAGUCAAUAUUCUUAUGGUUGGACGAUGGGAUAUUGACUGGUACGUGGAGGAAGUUUUCGAAACCCAAGUUCCAUGCGUCGACAUCUUACCCGGAAAGAAUAACGAAGAUAUAAACAAAUAUAUCUCUCAUAUUUUGGCAAAGAGCAGGAAUCUUAAGAAGACUAGCCCAGAGCUCCAAUCUGAAAUCCUUAGCGUUCUAACGUCCGAGGCUGAUGGGAUGUUUCUCUGGGCGGAUCUCAUGCUCAAGGAAAUCUCGACGAAAAACCGGGAGGCAUUGAUUCGAGAAUCACUACAAAAUUUACCGAAGGGGCUGCCAGAUACCUACGAGAGGAUGUUUCGUGUGUUCUCGGAGGCUCUAAUAGAUGAGCCAGAUCAAAUCAAAGAUCUCAACGAACUGCUUCUGUGGGUUGGAUUUGCGAGUCGACCGCUGAGCUUAGCGGAACUUGAAGUCAUUCUAGAACUCAGAUAUGGUGAUGGGGGGAGACUAAUAGACCUUCACGACGAAAUAACGAAGAAAUAUGCUUCUUUUUUCACAAUCUCGAAUAUCGAGUACGAUGCGAGGGACGGAAACACCGGCACAGGGCUUUCUCUAGAGCAAAAAUACACUUCGAUCGUUCGACUUCGUCACGCUUCCCUUGGCGACUUCUUGAGGCUGAAAAGAGCCAAAGAAACAUCAGUUGGUUUAAAAGUUGACGAUGCCCAAUUGCACUGUUUUAAAACCUGCGCCAAGUUUAUGGCAGACCCCGAAAAUAUGCCGAAAAUAGACACUCAGUUUCGCCUACCUGAGAUGUUCACUUACUCAAGACGGGACAUCUCGGACGGCCCUCUUCGAGCAGAAAUUGUAGGCGAACGGUCAAAUUUGGUCUUUGCUUCUUAUGCCUUACACCACUGGCGGUCACAUUUCGGUAGAAUCACCGCUGGCCAAACUUCUUUUAAGGACAGGGAAGAGGUUCUCAGCUAUUUACAUCAAAUAUUUACCAAACCACACAUUCUCGCGGCCCGGUACCAAAACUACAUAUAUAGAUUCCCAAGCGACACCUUAAAAAUCCCCCCUGGCCUCGUCGCUAAAUAUAAAAAUGAAGAAUUAGCAUUCGGUCCGGAAACCGUGGGUUAUUCGCCUAAGGUGGCAGGUGAUAUGUUUGAGGUUGUUAAACAUUGGAUACUGAUGAAUUUCGGAACAAGGCAAAUUAUAGUGUCGGUCGGAGCGGGUACGAAACCAGUCAGAACGGAAAUGAUAUUAAACUUGUCCCGACUGAACACUGAAGACGGGGCCCAAGUUAAAUCGUGGGCUUUGGGUCCCUUCUCGCCAUGGGGUCAAAGGCCGCUCUUUUUUUACCCUAUGAUAAAAGAGAUGUAUUUUUUGGCAUUGGGUGGAGGCUCUGAGCUCGUGACGGAUGAAACUGAAGCUGCAAGGUUCCUAUCCUUAAUGUAUGACUAUAUAUCUAAGCUGUGGCCUGGCUACAAGCUCCCAUUUUCUAAAUCGCAGGGAGAGACUCGGACUAUAAACUGGUUUGGCGUCAAAAAUGAAGGAGAUAAUGGUAGAAAUCUCGAGCCCAUAUUGGAGUUCAUCUCUUUGGAGAAGAAUGCUAUUUGGUAUUUUAGCGUCGCUCAUAUACUCCGCGGUCUUGGGGCCUUUGAAAUAGCACAAACAUAUUGUGUCAGAGCAUCAUCUGCAACGAGAUCUGAAGAUAAUUUUCUCCGCGCAAGGAUUUGUCACCUCCGAUAUGAGUGUGCAUAUGCUUCUUUCCUUAGGACAAAAUCCGCUACUGACUUGCGCUUGGCUAAAGUGUCUCUCGAGAUUGCCAUUAAAGAGAUGACUCGAGAUAUCAAAUUGCUUGAAGAUCUUAAAAUGCGCGAUUUGACCCCCUGGUCGCUGUGUAGGCCUAGGGCAACAGGAUACUUGAACGACUACCUCGCGUUCAUGGCCAAAUACGGAUGGACUCAGAAUACCAAAAUGAUGGAAAUUUUGGUUUUGAAUCUAUUACGUAAAAUCGACAAAGCAUUUGAGCCCAUUUCGAUGGUUAGGCUAGCGCCGGCUUGA
Molecule: messenger RNA, 3396 nt
Organism: Orbilia oligospora ATCC 24927
Lineage: Eukaryota; Fungi; Ascomycota; Orbiliomycetes; Orbiliales; Orbiliaceae
Exons: 4
Coding region: 1-3396 (1131 amino acids)
Source: RefSeq, a predicted model, not a curated record